AUGCGUCCCGAGACGCUCGAUGCUAUACUUCCAGAAAAGUCGCAAAGGCCCAGCUCGUACCUGGAAAUCUACGUCGAAGAGAAAACUAAUUGGGCCACGGCUGCGUCGGAUGAGUGCAUGCGCUUGGGUGACGCACUCCACGUUUUCGCCAUUGAUACGCAACACUCGGUCGCCGACCUGCGAGCUGAGCAGAUAAAACGUGGU
This is a messenger RNA of Mesorhabditis spiculigera, 204 nucleotides long. NCBI's taxonomy places the organism in Eukaryota, Metazoa, Nematoda, Chromadorea, Rhabditida, Rhabditidae. The record is from the annotation of a GenBank genome assembly.